AUGUUGCGGGCGCCCGCUGCCGAUUCGAAUAAGGAUGUUAUUUUGGAAGUUCUGAGGAGAUUUGCUACAUCUGGCAAAAAAGUAUUCGAAAUCGCAUCGGGAACCGGCCAACAUGUUGCUCAUUUUGCGAAGGCACUUGAAGAUGUGACGUUCCAGCCUUCAGAAGUCAAUGGGCGAUCUCUACACAGCAUAGUUGCAUAUUUGGAUCAUAAUCAGUUUCAAAACGUUCGGAUUCCACUCUUCAUCGACGUGGCCAAGCGAUUCGACCAAUGGGCACUACCAGCAGAUUUUGGGCCAAAUAUGGUUGACAUUGUAUUGAGUAUCAAUAUGCUCCACAUUUGUUCACAAACGGCUGUCGAUGGAUUAUUCGAGUCCGCCGAUCAACUCCUCAAUGAGACCACUGGAAAGCUCAUCACGUAUGGACCAUAUAGUGAAGAUGGAUUCAUUUCGCCGCAAUCGAAUAUUGCAUUCCAUGCAAGCCUGAAGAACCAAGACCCGGAAUAUGGUCUGAAAGAUAUAAAGAUAGAUUUCUAUGAAGUAGCCGAUAGCAUCAUCACAUAUGACGUUCCAACUUGUCACAGCUGGUUAUCAAACUGUCAAUCAGCGUAA
Caenorhabditis remanei is the source of this 609-nucleotide messenger RNA. RefSeq lists its product as uncharacterized. The record is from RefSeq and is a predicted model, not a curated record. The transcript has 6 exons. Lineage: Eukaryota; Metazoa; Nematoda; Chromadorea; Rhabditida; Rhabditidae. The coding region runs from base 1 to 609 and encodes 202 amino acids.